CUGUGUUUAUGAAGCUGAAAAUGUUUCGUGAAAUUGUCAUGAAUGUAUAAAUUCUAUUCUAGGCUUAUUACUGAGGUCACAGAGGUGUCGUUGGACUGGACUACGUAAUACUCAGAGGUGUUCCUAAUAUUCUGACCCUCUCAUGUUAAGGCGGAAGUGUUGCAUUGAGGUGCAUUCACUUGUACAGGUGUACCUAAUAAAGUGGCCAGCCGGUGUUUCAGGGCUUUAAUAUUUCGUUCUUAUUUUUCUUAUCUUUAGUUUUUAACUUUAAUUGGGGCCACAUUUAUUUUUCUUUCAUUCACAUUUUGUUCUUACAGUGAAGUCUUUCGUUGUAUCACAACAUCCGGGGACGUCGUCAAGGUGUUUUUCCCGAUCAACAGGUUAAUUUGAUUGAUGUGCGCUCCAGCCUCACGCACGCUGCAGGUGGAACCGCGUUGUGACUCACGUAUUACACAUCAGUUUGACUAGAGAUCAGGUGGGUAAUAAGGAAACGUGCUGCCGGGAAGCUCCGCUCGUUGCGACUCUUUGAGUCUGAAUAAGUUUGAUUUGGGCUUCUCGGUUCUGAGAAGGACGCGGGAGUCAAAGAGCAGCCGAAGGCCUGAAGUAUGAUGCUGGCUGCGGUCCUCCUGGUGGCUGGAGUCUCUGCUGGCCUAGUUCCACCUCCAACAAAUGUAACUGUGACCUGCCAGAAUCUCAAAACUGUAGUCCGGUGGAAGUACAACAGCGCGCACCAGCCACAGACCAACUUCACCGUGCAUCUCGUAGGAUCUGAAGGGGAUAAUUGGAGCAGAGGUGAAACCACAGACCUCCAGUAUGACCUGAGCCCUUUCAUCUGGGAGUCUGAUGUGCUGGACUUCUACUACGUCACCAUAACAGCCAUACAGGGAGGAAGCCGGUCGGAACUAGUACGGUCUGACUCGUUCUCCUUUAACCGUUUAAAGCCGGCUCAUGUAAAAUGUACUUUGGAUUUCCCCCCUGUGAACCUGACCGCCACGGAGUCGGGGGCCACAGUCAAGUUCGAGAAUCCUUUCCGCUUCUACGGAAAACUGAUGGAGGCUGUCAAAGAGGACGGGGCCAUGUUUACAUUCAUCGUCUCUACAGGUCAUAAGGAUUUGCCUUCUAGUUGCUCGGAGAAAGAUGACAUCUGCAGACAAGACAACAUCCCAUUCCCUGAAGGUGUGGAGGAGUGCGUCAACCUGACAGGACAGCUGUGUAACAACGACUGUCUGGGCCAAGUGGAUUUCAACAAGACGGGCCCUAUCUGUCUCAGCAAAUCAAAUGGGACUACAGAGGUCCAUUUGGUAACACUUAUGUUGCUGCUGUGCGUCCUCGUCCUGGUGAUCACCAUAGUAACAUUUCUCAUCUGUAAGGUGAAGGCCUGGACAAUGAAGGUACACGAGCGACCCAAGUGUCUGGAGCCACAGCUGCCAAACCCCAGGAAACGGCACCCGACGUACAGUCCAUUGGCCAACCCAGUCAUCAGCCCUGUCACCGUGUCUGACCACGAACCCUACGACAGCUGUUCAGUCAGCUCAGAGGAGGAGAACCGUUCCGCCAAGCACAGCAGCACCACACCCCUCUACGUGGAAGGGCUCUCCGAGGACAGCAACCAGGAGCUGGAAACUCUGGAGUCAUCUGAGGGACAGAGGACAGACGACGACUCGGUGAAAACUGAGUGCAUUUCCCUUGAGGAGGAGGAGGAGGAACUGUCGCCCUACGACUCCCCCCAGGUUAUGCAGGUGGACAUGGGUGAUGGAGACAUGGUCGAGGCUUACACCAAGAGAUAAGAGACGUCGGGCUGCUUGGUUUGGGAUUAAAUGAUCAUUUUAACUAAAAUUAUCCAAGACUGAAGAUUCAAACACACUUGCUUCCCACAACAAACUUUGGAUACCAACCCCUGGACCAGUACACUCAGGGACCUGGAGCCUUGCUCAGGAGACUGAUGAGGGAAGUGGGGACUGAUGGUGUGUCCCAUCUCUUCCCCGCCAUGCUCACACUUCCUCUUUCUGACUGCGCUGACAGUUCAGGCCUCUUCCUCUUCAUCCAAACACAUUUUUCAGGAUGGUACCUGACACCGAGGGUCAGCCCACAGCUCCAGAUAAAAAUGAGCAGAUCAGUAACAGUCCUUCAACUCAAACUUCCAUGUAGAGGUUCUGGAGGUGAGAUCCAAAGCCGGAGCCUUCUGUUCAAAAUCAAAAAGCUGCAAGUCAAAGAGAAUCAAAAAGAGUGUACUGACCUUUUACAGACACUUUACAGUUUAGUGCACUGAGCAGGUGGAACCACAUUCUUGAGGAAUGACUUGUGUGUUUUCUUCUGCGGUUUGACUCUGUUGUCUCAGGGAAACAACCCAGUGAGAUCUGAUCCCAGCUGUUUUCUCCUACCUCCCCCCCAAAGUGUUUUGUAUCAGACUGUCAAAUAACUGCUACUUCAAAUCUCCACGAGAGAAUCUAUAUCUCAAGGAAACAAGCUGCAAAAGAACAAAACUAACACUGUGUAUAUUGUUGUUUUAAAGGAGCAGUUCACCAAAAUGAUACAACAAAGCAUCUCCUCACUAAUUGUGUAGAUCGCUUUGGUUUUAUCUGCUCACAUAUUUAAUAUCUGUGAUUCCUGGUGUCAUAAAUGGAAUUUUAGUUGUGGUGUUCAUAGACUUGAAAUACUUAAGAUACAUGGGGAAAUAAGAAACUUCUCUUUGUAGAAAUAAUGUCCCACAAAUAAGAGAAUGCACACCAGACUGUCGCCGUUUCUUCAGUGAAAACUAUUCAGGUCUGUCCAGAAACAA
Messenger RNA from Monopterus albus (swamp eel), 2779 nucleotides. NCBI's taxonomy places the organism in Eukaryota, Metazoa, Chordata, Actinopteri, Synbranchiformes, Synbranchidae. The record is from RefSeq and is a predicted model, not a curated record.